CGCGGAGACACGUGGGGAGGGGUCGGGGAGCUUUCUGGUGACACACGAUGUAGCUAGUGACAAUCCCUUGUUUCGCAAAGAGGGUGAGAGAGACAGAGAGAGAGAGAGAUGAGCACAGACAUGCACAGGCAGAGAUGUGAGGAGUGGGCUCUAGCACAGCUCUCCUAAUUCAGCGAUUCAGGAUUUAUUCGUCACCUCUCUACCCCCCCCUGCAGCCUUUUACGCAGCGAGCCUGCUGCAAAAACGCGCCGGGCAAUCCUAAAGCGUGCAGCAGUCAUCAGCCCGCUGCGUGGAUUAACAGCUCUGUCACUACUCUCUUUCAGUGACUGGGUUCUCGGUGGAAUCCGCCACAGCUCAGAUCCGGCAGAGGAUGGAGAAACUACAGAGGGACUGCUGCAUUGAGGAUGCGCCAACGGGGAAACUGCGGGACAAAUAGGGAGCCUAAAAGGAGAGCCGCGGAACUGCGUGUCUAUCUUUGGGGGGAGCCACCCCUCCGGCAGGGUGAUGUUCAUCAUUAUGGGAUAGAUGCACGGGUCUGAUCGUUGCCAUGGACACUCACACGCGUAAAUUUACGGUGCGGAGAUGGUUUUCCAUCUACCUGAAGAACAAGGCAGCGCGGAACAAGAACAGCGCUGGUUUCUGUCAGCUGGAGGAUGACAGUGUUCUCAAGGAGAUUGACAUCAGCCACCAUGUUAAGGAGGGCUGUGAAAAAGCAGACCCGUCUCAGUUCCAGUUAUUGAAGGUGCUGGGACAAGGAUCCUAUGGAAAGGUGUUCCUGGUUAGAAAGAUCAGAGGAAUGGACAGAGGACAGCUCUACGCCAUGAAGGUCCUGAAAAAAGCCACUCUAAAAGUGCGGGACCGAGUGCGAUCAAAGAUGGAAAGAGACAUUCUGGCAGAAGUUAAUCACCCAUUUAUCGUUAAACUCCACUAUGCCUUUCAGACAGAAGGAAAGCUAUAUUUGAUCCUGGACUUCCUCAGAGGAGGAGACCUCUUCACUCGUCUGUCCAAAGAGGUAAUGUUUACAGAAGAGGAUGUGAAGUUUUACCUUGCAGAGUUGGCCCUGGCCUUGGACCAUCUGCACAGUCUGGGAAUAAUCUACAGAGACCUUAAACCUGAAAAUAUUCUCCUGGAUGAGGAAGGACACAUAAAGAUUACAGACUUUGGAUUGAGUAAAGAAGCCAUUGACCACGAUAAAAGAGCCUACUCCUUCUGUGGAACCAUUGAGUACAUGGCACCUGAAGUUGUAAACAGAAGAGGACACACACAGAGUGCUGACUGGUGGUCCUUUGGCGUCCUGAUGUUUGAAAUGCUGACAGGGUCAUUGCCAUUCCAAGGAAAAGAUCGGAAAGAAACAAUGGCACUAAUUUUAAAGGCAAAGCUUGGAAUGCCACAGUUCCUCAGCCCUGAGGUGCAGAGUUUAUUGAGAGCACUCUUCAAGAGGAAUCCUGCCAACCGUCUAGGUGCCGGACCGGACGGAGUAGAGGAAAUCAAGAGACACCGCUUCUUUGCAUCAAUUGACUGGAAUAAGCUGUACAGGAAGGAGAUGAGGCCUCCAUUCAAACCGACUGUUGGAAGACCCGAAGACACUUUCCACUUUGACCCUGAGUUCACCUCCAGAACACCAACAGAUUCUCCGGGGAUUCCUCCGAGUGCAAACACACACCAGCUGUUUCGCGGUUUCAGCUUUGUGGCAACGAAUCAAAACCAAGAAGCCACUGUUGCUGCUGUAGUUCCUUCCCGUCAGGAAGUGAACAUCAACCCCAUAGCGCAGCAGAUCCGCAGCAAUGUGGCAUUCAAAGAUACGUAUGAGCUGAAAGAAGAAGUUGAACAGACCGGAGCCUUUGUCCGCAGAAGAUGUCUGCACAGAAUUACUGCUGUGGAGUAUUCAGUGAAGAUUAUUGACAGAGCCAAGAAAGAUCCAUCAGACGAGAUUGAAAUUCUGUUACGAUAUGGACAGCAUCCAAAUAUAAUUACGCUGAGGGAUGUUUUUGACGAUGGCCAAAGUGUUUUCUUGGUUUUUGACGUAAUGCGAGGAAACGAACUGCUGGACAGAGUUUUGAGGCUGCCGGAUUUCACAGAGAAGGAUGCGUCAGACAUCAUUUGCACGCUGACCAAGACUGUGGAGUAUUUACACUCCCAGGGGGUUGUUCAUCGAGACCUGAAGCCCAAUAACAUCCGUUAUGCUGAUGAGGCUGGGCUCACAGAAUCCAUCAGAAUAUGCGACUUCGGCUUUGCCAAACAGCUCCGGGCAGAAAAUGGCUUGCUGAUGACGCCAUGUUACACGGCCACAUUCAUGGCUCCCGAGGUUUUAAGGAAGCAGGGCUACGAUGCAGCCUGUGAUAUCUGGAGCCUGGGGAUCCUCCUCUACACAAUGAUAGCUGGUUUCAGCCCAUUUGCCAGUAGCCCUAAUGACUCAGCAGAGGAGAUUCUGGCUCAGAUUGGAAGUGGGAAAGUUGUUAUCACAGGAGGCAACUGGGACGUGGUGUCUGAAGCUGCCAAGGACAUUGUAAUAAAGAUGCUCCAUGUGGACCCUCACCAGCGACUAACUGCCCCGCAGGUUCUUCGGCACCCCUGGAUUGUAGAGAAAGAGCAGCUCUCUGACACACCUCUCACCAGGCAGGAUGCUCUCACUGUCAAGGGGGCUCUGUCUGCCACAUAUUCAGCUCUGAAGCGCUGUGCUCCUGCUCCAGUCCUGGAACCAGUGCAAUCCUCCAGUCUGGCUCAGCGAAGAGGGCUGAAAAAACUGGGCAGUUCAAGCGUCACCUCUGAACCUAAAGAAAAGGAAUAACUUCAAUUUCAGGACAGGAAGACAGAAGGGAAACAAUAACGACCCACUUGAAAAAGACUGUCUCAUAUUCUGACAAGCACAAAUCAUGCCUAAUUAACACUAAAGUGGCAUCAAGAUUGACUUCUGUUCACUUGGUUAUCGUUGCAAUUUCCAAACUGUAUCUAAACGAGAUAAACUUACACUGUGACAUAACAUUUGUUAUGCAUGUCUUCAUAGAGAGCUCUAUGAUCCCAAUGAAGUGGCUUUAGUGGAGAGAGGGUUACAUUUUAAUAAGCAGAUGCCUUCAUAGAUCCUUUGGAUCUUUCCGACCUGUCCUGUAGCCAUUUCAUUCAAACUUGAUACCAAAACGACCCCUUUGUGGAGUAUGAAACGGCCCUUCCGGUCAUUUGCAACAAACGUGCACUCAUUCGAGUCCAAGCAAAGCAAAUGUAAACACGCCUGGUCAUAAAGGAGGGAAGACUUUUGUGCAAUAAACACUGUGCAAUACAUCCAGCUCAACUGGAACUGCCUUGAGUUGCACGUAACCUAAAAUGAGAAGAAUGGACAGGAAAAAAAAAAAAAAGGAAAACCACAGUUCAGUGCCACAAAGACCAUAAAGUAGAUCUUUUAUUAGCUUAUAUUUUGACACAAAAAGGUGUCACCCAUAACAGUAACAAUAUUUUCCUUCCAUCCUUCUGGGAGUUUUGGGGUUUUGCAUGUAAAUGUAGAAAAGUAUGUGAAUAUCUUCAAAUAGUGAGGUAGGUUGGAGGCAACUAUGGCGCUGACUUUCAUUUUCAUAAUGUGUGCUUCAUAGUUGUAAAUGUGUACAUGUAUUCUCUGCAGCGUUUUUGCAGUUAAAUGUAUCCCUGAUCCAUAAUUGUGGGUGGGAUGCAGUAGCUGUGCCAUUCCUUAAACCCAUUGCUCUGAGCAAAACCUUCCGUCCACGCAUCGUGUCGUUUCAUCAUCUCCGAAUGUGAGGAUCCGUUAUUGUAUUUGCCCUCUGCUGAGACUAGCAAUACGCUUGUUUUUUUUCCAUUAGCGUUUCAGAGUCAGAAUAUUUGAGAACCUCUGUGCUAAAUGUUCGUUUAUGCUGUUGUUCACUGCAGUCCUGGUUGCACCGGUUAAGAGGUAAGAUCAUGAAAAGCCUCAUCAAAUACAGACGUGAGUAGCACUUAUGUUGUGUUAAACAUUUACAGCGUUCUACCUUUUGCCAGGAGAAAUGUAGGCUAUAAUGUUCCACAGUUUACAUAAAGACUUACUGUUAGAAGCUUAAACCAUGCAAAGCAAAUAUGGUAACUAAGACCCCCUGUAGCUGAUUGUGUACCUCCAUGCACCGACCACGCCGGUCCUGUUGCUUUACACAUCUGUAACAAAUGUAGGUGGGACUGUUGCUAUAUAAGUGCACAAUUAUAUUUUGUGUAAUAUGCCCCAUGUUGGAGGUGAAGCUGUACAUAUUGUUUGCUAAUUUAGGAUGUACAUACUGUCAUGCAAAUCCCACACUGAAGAGGUCAAAAUCUGUGUGUGUAUGUGUAUAUAUGCCCAGCUGUACAAUGACACACAGCCCAGAGGACUGUAAAUGAUGUGUUUGCAUUUAUAAGGAAACUGUAAAUAUACUGAGGUAUUGUUCAUCAACUGCUUAUGCUGCACAGACUCUCUCCACCUGGUCAGACAUUGAAAUAACUGGCUAAACGGUCAAAGGUUUACUAAUAAAGUAUACGAAUGGGUACACAAAAA
This is a messenger RNA of Fundulus heteroclitus (mummichog), 4501 nucleotides long. RefSeq names its product ribosomal protein S6 kinase, polypeptide 2 (gene rps6ka2). The record is from RefSeq and is a predicted model, not a curated record. Gene Ontology annotation, molecular function: ATP binding; ribosomal protein S6 kinase activity; magnesium ion binding. The coding region runs from base 548 to 2788 and encodes 746 amino acids. Gene Ontology annotation, biological process: protein phosphorylation; intracellular signal transduction. The transcript has 22 exons. Lineage: Eukaryota; Metazoa; Chordata; Actinopteri; Cyprinodontiformes; Fundulidae.